Molecule: messenger RNA, 739 nt
Organism: Sorex araneus (European shrew)
Lineage: Eukaryota; Metazoa; Chordata; Mammalia; Eulipotyphla; Soricidae
Gene: MDP1
Product: magnesium dependent phosphatase 1
Exons: 6
Coding region: 125-619 (164 amino acids)
Molecular function (GO): acid phosphatase activity
Source: RefSeq, a predicted model, not a curated record
CCCCCGCCCCACGUGGCGACACUCUAGCCAGCAGCGUCUCUAAAGGCCUGCGGGGAGGCUGCGUAGCCCACCUCUCUAUGGCCCGGCGGAGAGCCCCGUCUCCUGCGCGGCCGCCUGCAGCAUCAUGGAGCAGCUUCCGAAGCUUGCAGUGUUUGAUUUGGAUUACACGCUCUGGCCUUUCUGGGUGGAUACGCACGUAGACCCCCCGUUCACCAAGAGCAGUGAUGGAACUGUGCGAGAUAGGAGGGGCCAGACCAUCCAGCUGUACCAUGAGGUGCCUGAGGUUCUGGAACGAUUGCACAGCCUGAAGGUGCCCAUGGCAGCUGCUUCCCGGACAGGUGAGAUUGAUGGGGCCAAUCAGCUAUUGGAGCUCUUUGACCUUGUCAAGUACUUGGUUCAUCGGGAAAUCUACCCUGGCAGCAAGGUCACCCACUUUAAAAGGUUACAGCAGCAGACCAAUGUUCCUUUCUCCCAGAUGAUUUUCUUCGAUGAUGAGAGUCGGAAUAUUAUUGACGUCAGCAAAUUGGGUGUUACCUGCAUUCUUGUCGAGAAUGGAAUGAGUCUUCAAACCCUCACUCGAGGAUUAGAGAGAUUUGCAAAGGCCCAAGCUGGACCCUGAGGUCCAGUCUGGUGGAAAGAGCCAGAUUUCAGCCAUUUGAGGCAUAAAACUGAGUAGAAAUCAAGAAGGCGUUUCCAGAUGCAUUUGUAAAUUAUUAAAGUGUACUUGUGUGACAGAAGA